AUGCCAAGGAGUCUGGGUGUAUGCCAUGUGCUGGCCAUAGUGAUAUGUAGAGUCAUAAGCUCCUUCAGCCUCGAGGCGGCCAAGCUGGGCAAGGCCCGCUCCGUGCUCAAGUUGUUGCAGAAAAUCCUGAAGACAUCUGAGAAAGGAACUGAACAAACUGCUAAUGUCCAUAGUUUAGUCCCUUGUGGAGAUGUGGUUGGUUGCCUGGCUGUUCACGUGAAGUUGUGUAAAGAUUUUACGUCAAAAUUUAAUGUACAGCAUAACACAAACUUGCUGCUUCGCAUUAGUGUUAAUGAAGUUAUGAAAUGCACAAAUCCACAAACUUUCAAAUCACAGCUAAAGAAGAGCAGAAAAGACAUUGUGAUUCAUUUUGAAGAUGUGAAGUAUUUUUCCGUACAGGUUCCAAGGCAGCAGCGGGAUGAACGGAAUAGAAUUAUACUAGAAUUGGUGGGAUUUCAAGGUCCAAAAGACUUUCCAAGGUUACUGGGAAGUGCAACUGUACACCUUUAUGAAGUCAUUAAGAAAGGCCAGUUCACUGAAACAUGUGCCAUGAGGAUUGGAAACAUGGUUUUCUGCACAGCGGAAGUGGAAUUUAUGUUCUGCUAUGGAAGUUUCGGAUAUGGCUACUCGCACCAGCUAAAAUAUCCUGAGGCAGAUCUUCGGAAAACACUUAAACAUUCCAUGUUUAUUCGGAUUCCAACACCUGAAGACAGAACAGAUCCUCAAAGUGAUUUGUUUUAUUGUAGUAAUACUAUCACAUCCCCAGAUCUGAAUGUGACAGAAGAGACUCUUGAGAGGGAUAUUCCCACAACAUCUGGUGUGCCUUCUGAUGGUUUAGAAAUACUUCAGAGUGCUCUGAAUAAAAUGUCUCCUCGAAACAGAUUGGAAAAAAUGAAAAAGGAAUAUCGAAGUCUGAAAACAUGGCCCGAAAAAGCUGAGUAUUUAGACCAACUCAUCAUGAAAAGGGGACCUAAAAUGACUACAGAGCAGAAUAUGGCUUCUCGCUUCAAGGAAAUGGUUGGAAAGAUACAACAUACUGCUGAGGAAGGAAUCGAAAGCUGUUCGGACACAUCAGCUGAUUCAGAGUUACAGGAAGAACAGCUGUUUGGAAUUAAGACUGAACUCAGAGAAGAUUCUGGUCUGUCCUUGAGAAUUACAGAGACAGUAUUGAGAAGUGUGGAAACAGAUUUAAAUUUUGUGCAGGAAUAUGAGGAAUCUGAAGAAAAUCUUUCUAUUCCCGUGAUUGCAGUGUCUGCAUCUACUAUUUCUCAAAAACUGUCAGCUGAGAAAGUACCUGAAAAUCUUACUAGGAAAUCCUCAGAAGAUGAAAGCACAAUUAUGGACUCACAAAGUAUUAUUUCUAUAGCUCUAGAGAGAGAAACAAAGCAGGAAAAUAGUCAUGCCAAAGAAGAAAUAGAAGAUCUGAAACCAGCAGGCAUGUUGUCAAAGGGGUCUGACCUUUCAGGUUUAGAAAAGUAUCCAGUAAUACAAAUACAGUACCAGCAACCUAUUCUUAGUGGAGACAAGUUUGAACCUUUUUUGAGAAAUAUAAGUAGAAUGCAAUCAAAUACACAGAAUGAAAAGGAAGAUGAUCAAGAAGUCCCUAUUUUCACUCUUCUGGAAAGCAAAUUUUCAUGUGUAGAGAUUAAAGAAGACCAAGAUCCACCUUUCAAGGCAUCUUCAGCAAUUGCAGAGAGUAGUUCAGAUGUUAAUUUAAGCAAGAAUGGUCAGCACCUAUCCAUAUUAAAACUUAUAGAAUCAAAGAUGGAAUUAGAGGAGGGUGGAAUUAAUGGUGAAGAAGAAGAGUCCCCAGCACUGGCUAUAAGAACAGAUUUGCCUGAGAAAUGGCAAGAGGAGAGACUUUCAGAAACAGAAAUAGUACGUCUAAACUCUUUUUUAAGUAACACUCUUGAAGACUUUCUUAUAGAUAGACUUAUAAACAUAAUAAUGUUAAAAUCUGUUUUAAGCAAAAAUCUGGAAGUGUUUAUUGCAGAGAAACUUUCAGAAUUAGGUAUAGUCACAGAGGUAGAAUUAGGAGAAGAAUUCCAGAACCUACAGAGGAUCACAGAUGGCUCACCAGUUUUUUUAGAGAGAGAUUUACUGACAAAAAGAAAAGAUACCUUCAAGAAAAUGCUUUCAGAAGCAGAAAUAAUAAAUUUAAAAUCUGUUUUGAGUAAAAACCUGCAAGAUCGUCUGAUAGAGAGAUUUUCUGAAACAGGAAUAAUCACCAAUUCAGAGUUAGGAAAGCAGCACCAGUAUCUGUCAUUACAGGAAAAUAAAGAUAGAUCACCAUUGGUUUUGAUGACUGAUUUAGCUGAGAAAAUGCAUGACAGUUGUGAGCAGAGGCUUUCAGAAAUGGAAAUAAGUCUUAAAUCUGUUGUAACCCAAAAUGUGCAAGAUCUUCCCAUAGCAAGCCCUUUAGAAACAAGGCUAACUGAAGAGAAAAAGUUACUAAAGGAACACCAGAACUUUUCUUUCUCAAGCACUGAGAAGAGACAACCAAAGUCUGAUGCAGAGUUAUUGAAGAAGAGGAAUGAUAAAUCCAGGGGAAAAUGUUCAGAACCUGAAAUAAUAAUAAAAUAUCUAAGUCAAAACUUACAGAACAAUGGCACAAAGAGACAUUCACAAACAGCAAUAAACACAAAGAUGGAGUUAGAAAAAGAGCACCAAAACCACUCAUUACCGAUCACCAAAGUCAGAUUGCCAAUGACUAUAGAGACAAACUCACCUACAAUAGGACAAGAUCAUCACAAGCAGGGUGUUUCACAACAACAAAUAAAUCUAAAAUCUGCUUCAGACAAAACUCUCCAAGAUUCUCUUAUAGAAAGACUUUUGGAAACAGAAAUAAUGAGUUUAAAGGAUUUUUUAAACAAAUGUCUCCAUGAUCAUCUCCUAGAGAAACUCUCAGAAACAGGAUUAAUUAUGGAAGAAGAGUUAGAGACAGUACAUCAGAACUAUUCCUUGAUGAACAUUCUGGAACGACAUCCAGGGGCAUUGGAGACAGAAUUACAUAAUGUAAGUCAAGUUAAUUUUGGUAAGAGUCUCACUAAACCACAUAUAAUAAAAGGAGAACCUGUUUUAAGUGGACCUAUACAGGACUUCCUUCUUGAGGUACUCUCAGAAACAGAAAUAAGGAAUCUAAAGUCAUUUUUAAGCAAAAAGAUCCAAGAUCAUCUUGUAGAACGACUCUCUGAAAUAGGGUUGAUCACAGAGGAAGAAUUAAGAAAGAUACACAAGGAUUUGUUUGUGCUGAGAGCUAACGAAAGACUGUCAAGGGAUGUGGAGUCAGAUUUACACAAGGAAGAACAAAAUCUAAGUCUAAAAUCUGUUUUAACCAAAAACCUUAAAGAUAGACUUUCAGAAACAAAACUGCUACAGUUGAAAUCCCUUUUAAGCAAAAUACUGAAAGAAGGUCAUAGAAACAAACUUUCUGAAACAGAAAUAAAAAGUCUAAAAUCUAUUUUAAGCAACAACAUGCAAGAUCUUCCUAUGGAAUGUAUUUCAGAAACUGGGUUAAUAAAUGAGAGGGAAUUAGAGGGAGUAUGCCAGAAUCUGUUUUUGCAGAAUGCUAAAGGAAAACCACUGAUAGUUACUGAUACAGAUAUACUUCAGAAGGGGCAGUUUCAUUCUAAGCAGAGCUCUGAUAAAUUCACUGUAAUAAAUGAAAAGCCUAUUUUAAGAAAAGAAAAGUUAGAACUUCCUGUAGAGAAUGUUCCAGAGCAAGUAACAUGUGUGGUGCCUAAUCUAAUCAAUGAAGCCCAAACCAACAGUGUAAUACACCUACCUCAAAAUAAUACUUUAGAAAGAGAGAGUCAAGACCCACAAAGUUGUUUUGAUAAAACAGAAGUAGCACAUUCACAGACAUGUUUCGACAAAUCAUUAAAAGCAAAGUUCCCGAAUGAGAAUUUGAAGGGAACACUUGAAACAACAGGGUCUCCUUCCUUAAAUGCCCAUGAUAUUGCUAUCCAAACAGAACUUAAGGAAUAUCUCUGUAAACCAACACUAUCCUUUCCUGUAAACCCUCAAACAUUUAUCUUUGUACAUUCAGGAUCUGAGGAAGAAACUAAGUCACCAGAUAAGUCUCAUGAGAAGUCAAAAGGGAAAAAAAAACGUGCUAAGCGUUCUAAGAAGCAUGCAGCAUCACGUUACCCACCACAGGGACAAGUAUUAAUGUGCACACAGUUUAAAAAGGAAAAACAAAUUGGUUUGAAUAACUGUAAGGAGAUCUUAAAAGAAAAACAAAGAAAACAUUCUGAACCACCAUCUCCAAGAUCAUGUGUUUCAGGAGCCAAGAAGGAUUCAAAACACUCCACACACUCAAACAUUUUGAAAAAGGAAAGCCUGACACAGAAAGCUGAACAAGAAAGAGAGGAUGGAAGACCAAAGAAAUCACUUAACAAGUCUAUUAAGAUACCAACAGCCACAGUGUCUGAACUGCAGCUACAGCACUCUGCAAAAGCAUUGCAAGAAAAAUCAUAUAAUUAUGCAGAUAAAAAAGAAUUAGACAUGGAAAUGUUUAGGCAUCUUGAAAAAGCAGUAGAAAGAGCUCUGUGUGAUUUAGGAAAGGUUCCAGAAGUCAGCAUGAGCCAGCCAUUACUCUCUGCUGCAAGACCACACACUGCUCCAAUUAUUUGCAGUCCAACUAAAGAGACCCACAGAGUACAACCUGCAAGUUCUUACACAACUUCACUUGAUUCUUCUGACACUGAUGAUCCAGGAAAUGCUACAAGUUCAGAAAGUGAUAUUCUAGAAAGUCAAGCACAGCAAGUAGAAAAAGCUUCUGAAAAGUGGGCAGAGUUUUGUAAGAUUGUCCAAAGAAUAUUACAUCAGAACUUGAGACCCCAAAAGGAUGGCUAAUUAACUUAACCACAGAUAAUUGAUAUGGCUAAGAAAAGUCUUAUAUAGGGGAUGUUUCAUCUUCUAACCUUUUCCCCCCACUGUAAUGAUUAAUUAAAUGUUCUUGCCGUAUAUUAUUUGACUGUGUGUAUUCUGUUAUUAACCGGUAUUAAAGAUGCUACUUCUUCAAAUAUCUGUUGCUAUGUAUGCUCCACCAUAAGGUGUGUCCAUGUCUGUGCACUCUUGACUGAAAACUGUAAACAGUGGCCACAAGCCUAUGCUUACACAUAUUGGGGCAUAUAGGGAGUUCUGGAUCUGCCACAACCAUUGUUCUUCUUUGGGUAGUCCCCGUCGGUGCUCCACUUCUGGCGUUG
Messenger RNA from Pelodiscus sinensis (Chinese soft-shelled turtle), 5210 nucleotides. Lineage: Eukaryota; Metazoa; Chordata; Testudines; Trionychidae. The record is from RefSeq and is a predicted model, not a curated record.